Molecule: messenger RNA, 1959 nt
Organism: Tuber aestivum (summer truffle)
Lineage: Eukaryota; Fungi; Ascomycota; Pezizomycetes; Pezizales; Tuberaceae
Source: the annotation of a GenBank genome assembly
AGAGCAGACAACCCCUCGCCCACCUGCGAUUCUCAAAACCUCCAACAGAUAUCGCUACCCUCUUUAUCUGCUCCAGGCUUUGUAACACAAUCACCACCAUGUUUGAGGGGCAAGUUCGUGUCGAGCAAUCUCGCGCUGCCUCGCAAAGAAAGGUUCACCAAUCUCCUUUUGCGUCCACCACCAAACCAGGUGUCUACCAGACUCCUCCCCCCUCUCAGGCUACUUCAGAAGUUCUAUCGCCUGAUGGAUCAUCUAACAUGCAGUACUAUCUUACUCAAGGGUUAGAAGAUGCAGUCCAUAGAGAAUUUGUGGACAACCACUCGUUCGCAGGAGCAGUUAAGUCACAAACAAACGCAUUACGUCUUCGUAAUGGGGGACAGUACCUUGUAUUUUCCCCCGUAAGCGAAGAACAACUUGCAGAGAUCGAACGCCUACGAGACGCAAACUACAAACAACUCCAUUUCCUCUAUAUCAACCCAGCACAAACUUUGAUUGCUAAACUCAUGCCGAGUGGAAUUCAUGAGGUAGCGACAAGCGAGUUUGGCCGGAUGCUAUGGAAGAAGACAGCCAGUAUGGGUGACGACCUUGAUGAGGAUCUACUUGACAUGCGGGGUACACGGUACAAGGGGGUUUCGAGCAGUAAGGAAGCUGAUUCUGCUUUCCGACCCGAGUCAUCCCGUCCUCAUGAAACAAACUGGCCCACAGUGGUAGUUGAAUCUGGUGUGUCGGAAACACUAGAACGCUUGCGGGUUGAUGCCAAGUGGUGGCUUUAUAACUCCUCAGGGGAUGUCCGUAUUGUUCUACUUUUUGCCAUCAAGGAAGUAGGGCAAGAGAUUCUGAUAGAGCAAUGGGAACUUUGCCCUACCGAGAAUCAGGCCAAAACCCGCCUUCAUCCCAAGGAUAUUAUUGAGAUGCCUACAUGCGCUGCAUCUCUUAAUAUUCUCCCAGCAGGCACUACCGAACCGGGUGCUUUCCUGCCAGUUGCCGGAUCCAAGACAGAUCCCCCUGCUCUCACCCCAGUCAGCCCUUCCGAACCUGCUGGAGUCACCCCGGUCAACCCUUCCGAACCUGCUACAGUCACCUCAGUCCACUCUUCCGAACCUGCUGCUAUCACACUGGUCAACCCUUCGGCGUUUGUUGCGAUUACCGGAACGGACGAUACCACGUCGGUUGUUGUUCGAGGUCUUAAACUAAAUUUCGAAAAGAUCUUUGCUCGGAAGCCACUCCAAGGCAGCUUGGAAAAAGAUAUCGAAUUCACGGGGCGGGACUUUGAAAAGUGGGCACAGAAGCUCUGGCGGCAGAGAGAUUAAGAACGGACUUCCUGUUGAAUUUGGUAAGUUUCUACCUGCCUGCCAUGUUAGAUAUUUUUGCUCACAUACUAGAAUAAUAGCGGUUCCCUUGUGGGACAAUUGCGGAUCCUCUAUGGGUAUUGUAUUUUUAUGCGAACUCUUUCUAGGGGUGGUGGUAGGAGGUGGGAGCUUUACUAUGGAUGGCUUCUUGAUUGUUAUUAUUUUUUGCUCCUUUUAGCUUUUUCCAUUGUAUGUAUUAUAGUCAUCAUGAUAUAGAAUAACCAAGCUAGAGGUCCUCAGUCAUGUAAACAAAUUGUGAUGGUAGCUGUGUUAAUUACUACCCUCACACUCUCUUAUUGCUUGCAGUCCUUCGUCUCCUUGAAUCUCCAUAAUAUUCACUAUUUCCUUUCCACCUCUACCUUCGUACCGUCAUGUGGCAGCAGCACAAUAACAGUCAUUGCUGAUAGUCCUUUUUAUACAACAAGUGCCAAUUUUGAGAGCAGCGGAACUCCACCACCUACCCUGCUAGCCAACUCUUUUCUUAUAACAGUGAUUGGGAGUGGAGACAACUCUCACUUGUAGAAACCCACAAUGUUGAGCCACGAAAAGUUCUGUUGAACCGCAAAAAGUUGUGUUAUGUCACAAGUUAUGUUGAGCUGUCAAGUCAUGU